AUGGGUUACGAAAAGCGAUUAGUGGGUUCUGCCAACAAAAUUAAGAACUUCUUUGACAAGUUCCCAAAAGUGUACAAUGUGUACAUCGUGUGUUCAAUUUCGACUAUUUCUGGUAUGAUGUUCGGUGUGGAUAUCUCCUCGAUCUCUGCCUUUAUCGGUACCGAUCAGUACAGGAGAUAUUUCAAUAAUCCCGGAUCUGCAAUUCAAGGUUUCAUUACGUCAUCUAUGGCUUUAGGUUCAUUUUUCGGCUCUCUUGCAACCUCAUUUGUGUCUGAACCUUUAGGAAGACGUAUAUCCCUCGUUAUUUGCUCAUUCUUCUGGGUUGUUGGUGCUGCUAUCCAGUCCUCAGCUCAAAAUAGGGCUCAGUUGAUUAUUGGCAGACUUAUUUCUGGAAUUGGUGUUGGAAUAGGAAGUACGGUUGCACCAGUUUACGGAUCAGAGUUAGCACCUCGUAAAGUCAGAGGAUUUGUGGGUGGACUUUUCCAAUUCUGUGUCACUCUUGGUAUCUUGAUCAUGUUUUAUGUCUCCUACGGAUUGCACUUUAUCAAUGGAGUGGCAUCUUUCCGUAUUGCCUGGGGAUUCCAGAUAAUUUUCGGUCUUGCUUUGUUUUUGGGAGUCUUCUUCUUGCCGGAAUCUCCUAGAUGGCUUGCAAAGCACGGAUUCUGGGAUGAAUGCGAGUCUGUGGUCUCAAAAAUACAGGCUAAGGGAAAUACUGAGGAUCCAGAUGUUAGGAUUGAAAUUGCGGAGAUUAAGGAGCAAAUCUUGGUUGACGAAAAAGCAGACACGAUCACAUAUGCCACGUUGUUCAACAGAAGAUACAGAUUCCGGACCGUUACAGCAAUAUUUGCUCAGAUUUGGCAGCAAUUGACUGGAAUGAACGUCAUGAUGUACUACAUUGUGUACAUUUUCCAGAUGGCUGGCUACACCGGAAACACAAAUUUGGUUGCUUCAUCAAUUCAGUAUGUUUUGAACACCGUCCUGACAAUUCCGGCCUUAUUCCUCUUGGACAAAAUCGGCAGAAGACCAGUUUUAAUGGUCGGAGCAUUGCUCAUGAUGAUUUUCCAGUUUGCAGUGGCUGGAAUCUUGGGAACGUACUCGGAACCUGUUUCCUCAGUUGGUGGAGACGAUACCAUUCGUAUUCGUAUUCCGGACAGCAACAAGAGUGCGGCAAGAGGUGUGAUUGCAAUGUGCUACUUGUUCGUUUGCUCAUUUGCAAGUACUUGGGGUGUGGGAAUCUGGUUAUACUGCUCUGAGGUUUGGGGUGACAAUGCCAUUAGACAGAGAGGAGCAUCUCUCUCGACUGCAGCCAACUGGAUUUUCAACUUUGCCAUUGGAAUGUACACACCAUCAUCUUUCAAGAAUAUCACUUGGAAGACUUACUGCAUUUAUGCGACAUUCUGUGCCUGCAUGUUCUUCCAUGUGAUGUUUUUCUUCCCGGAGACUAAGGGCAAACGGUUGGAGGAGAUUGCCCAGAUCUGGGAUGAGCACAUUCCCGCAUGGGAGACCGCUUCUUGGCAGCCAGAGUUUACUGCUGCCGAAGAGAAAGACGUGGCUAGUAAAAUGCAAACUGAACAUGUUGAGAAUGCCAAUAGAAGUAAUGGUGUCGACCAGAUUUCCAGCAGCGAAUAG
Brettanomyces bruxellensis is the source of this 1629-nucleotide messenger RNA. RefSeq names its product high affinity glucose transporter. The coding region runs from base 1 to 1629 and encodes 542 amino acids. The transcript has a single exon. The record is from RefSeq and is a predicted model, not a curated record. NCBI's taxonomy places the organism in Eukaryota, Fungi, Ascomycota, Pichiomycetes, Pichiales, Pichiaceae. Gene Ontology annotation, cellular component: membrane. Gene Ontology annotation, biological process: transmembrane transport; carbohydrate transport. Gene Ontology annotation, molecular function: carbohydrate:proton symporter activity.